Messenger RNA from Daucus carota subsp. sativus, 1397 nucleotides. RefSeq lists its product as uncharacterized. Gene Ontology annotation, molecular function: NADPH binding; oxidoreductase activity, acting on NAD(P)H. The coding region runs from base 133 to 1110 and encodes 325 amino acids. NCBI's taxonomy places the organism in Eukaryota, Viridiplantae, Streptophyta, Magnoliopsida, Apiales, Apiaceae. The transcript has 6 exons. The record is from RefSeq and is a predicted model, not a curated record.
CUCAAAAUCAAAAUAGACGCGUGCCUGCUGCAUAUGACUCACUCAAAGUCGUAGACUCGUAGGCCAAAAUCCAAAUCAUAAAACCCCAUCGACCCAACUCACCGAAUCAAGAAAGAAGAGAGCCUUAAAACAAUGAAAGCAAUAGUAAUAACAAGCCCAGGGGGAGCAGAAGUCUUGAAAAUCCAAGAAGUAGAAGAACCCCAGAUCGGAGAAGAUGAAGUUUUGGUCAAAGUUGAAGCCACUGCCGUGAACAGAGCAGAUACACUUCAGAGGCAAGGUGGUUAUCCCGUACCUCAGGGUGCUAGUCCUUAUCUGGGUCUUGAAUGUUCUGGAACUAUCUUGUCUGUUGGCAAGAAUGUUACUGGUUGGAAGAUUGGUGAUCAGGUCUGUGCUCUCCUUAGUGGAGGAGGGUAUGCUGAAAAAGUAGCUAUACCAGCUGGACAGCUUCUUCCUAUUCCACAUGGUGUUUCUUUGAAAGAUGCAGCUAGUUUUCCAGAGGUUGCUUGCACUGUUUGGUCAACAGUGUUUAUGACAAGCAAGCUAUCUUCAGGGGAGACAUUCCUGAUACAUGGAGGUUCUAGCGGAAUUGGUACUUUUGCUAUUCAAAUUGCCAAGUACCUAGGAGUUAAAGUAUUUGUCACAGCAGGAAAUGAGGAGAAGUUAGCAGUUUGCAAGGUUCUGGGUGCUGAUGUGUGCAUUAAUUACAAAACUGAAGACUUUGUUGCACGAGUCAAGGAAGAAACGGGAGGGAAAGGUGUUGAUGUCAUACUUGAUAAUGUUGGAGGACCAUACUUGCAAAAAAAUCUUGACAGCCUAAAUAUUGAUGGGAGACUUUUCAUUAUCGGCUUUAUGGGUGGAGUAUCAACACAAGUAAACCUUGUUAGUAUGUUGGCAAAACGCCUCACAGUUCAGGCUGCUGGUUUGAGAGGCCGAAGCUUAGAAAACAAAGCUCUGAUUGUGAGUGAAGUGCAAAAGAACGUUUGGCCAGCAAUAGCAGCUGGCAAGGUAAAACCCGUGGUCUAUAAAUACCUACCAUUAGCUGAUGCCGCAGAAGCUCACAGCAUCAUGGAAAGCAGCAUUCAUAUUGGGAAGAUAAUGUUAGUUCCAUAAUGUAAAUUGGGGCAAGGUGAUUGUAUUGUUAUCAUGAUGUUAUAGUUUCCACUGGAUUAAAUAUAUAGACUCUACCAUUGGACUUGAGGGAAUGAGAUGAGGUCUGUCGGUGAAUGAAUUAAAUUUUUAGUGAGUCUGGACAUUUUGAGAAUGAAUGCCCGUUCACUAUUUAUUGGCACACCAUUCUGGAGGUAGAAACUUUCAUAUAAUAAAUUCAAGACAAUCUUGUAAAGAAUCCAAUUUCUGGAGUUCUGCAAUUAUUGAAUGAUAGUAGUAUAAAUUUGCAA